Messenger RNA from Ceratitis capitata (Mediterranean fruit fly), 1723 nucleotides. RefSeq names its product inactive ubiquitin carboxyl-terminal hydrolase MINDY-4B. Bases 48 to 1331 code for a protein of 427 amino acids. Lineage: Eukaryota; Metazoa; Arthropoda; Insecta; Diptera; Tephritidae. Gene Ontology annotation, biological process: protein K48-linked deubiquitination. The transcript has 8 exons. Gene Ontology annotation, molecular function: K48-linked deubiquitinase activity; cysteine-type deubiquitinase activity. The record is from RefSeq and is a predicted model, not a curated record.
GUACAUAGUUUUUUUCGGAAUUGCUCCAAGUCAAUAAAAUUUAAAUCAUGAGCUCCCGUUUUAUAGCCGAAGGUGGUACGCCUAUAUCACCAGAACUAGCAACGGAACUUCGUCAAUUAGUUUUCGGCACUUCCUCCAUACCCAUGCGUGCCGAGUGGACACAAACUCCCUUCACAUUUGGCCCAGCCAAAGAAGAACUCUCCUAUGGACUGCGUUCACCACGCAAUGCUACGCGUGGCAUGCUGUCUGUUGUGCAAGGUUUCAUACUGAAAUAUCUGCUCUUUGCACGCCGUGGACGCAAUAAUCAAGACCCUUUGGUUUGUACACAGGAAAUGCAAACGAAUGCGCUCAUUAAUGCUUUGGUGGAAAUUCUACGUAUAAUAUCCGAUAAGGGCAAAGUGACUAUGGUUUUGCCGUCGCCAGAUGAAGAGGUUUUCAUUGAACACAGUGUGACUUUCUUUCAUGAUUCGGUGACUGAGAAGCUAUAUGUAUUCACACUAUCACCACAUGAUGAGCUGGAGUUUUUCAUUAAGCGUCACCUGAAAUUGUUUACAGAAGAGGAUUCACCUGGCACACUGCUAUUCUUAUAUAGCGCUGUUUUGACGCGUUCUAUGAGCAAAAUUCGCAAUGAUCUGGACUCCAAUAGUAAAGCAGUUCCACUGACAAUGCCCAAUAAUGAGGAAGGCUCUUUGAUGAUCGUCACUUUACUUUUGACGGGUCGCGCUACGCCUUAUUUGCAUAACGGUGUGGUGAAUGUUGGCGAUGAGAAUACUUAUGCAAUCCCACAAUAUGGCAUACUUAGCCGCUGUACCAUCGGAUUUUUGCUUUGGGAUAAUGAGAACUCACAGCCUUCCGUGGCCGCCGCCCGCCAACCCGGUUCACGUCUCAAAACGCCCAACUAUCCAAUUUGGAUUACCAGCUGUUGUGGUCACUUUGGUGUGGCUUUCAAUCGGAAUCCGGAACUUUUACGAAAUUAUCACGCCGAAUCGCGGUUUGAUUUGAAUUAUUACAGCUGCUCUGGCCACAAUGUUUUCAUGACUAUCGACAAUCGUGUUUACAACGAGCAGGCGACUGGCAUGUUGGAGCGUCAGGCGACCACGGAGGGCACUUCAUCCAUAUCGGGCGGUGGUGGGCGUAGAGAUGACGAGGCAGGUGGUAUUGUGGGCGGUGGUGGUGGUGGUGGUGGUGACAAUACCGAUCUGUUGGCACGUGAGGAAUUGACAAUGAAUACGCCGUUACAACGUUUAAUACACACUAAAUGGGAGGAGGCGCACAUACGUUUCAAUGUUCAGCCAUCCAUGUUGAGUUAUCUAUUUUGCACAACACCAUAAACGACACCGCUCUCUCUCUCUAUAACGAGGACCAGUGAGGAUGUUAGCGCGCAUUCAUAUUGCAUUUCACUACAUAUGUAUGCGGGUGUUUUUUUUAUCGAAGGCAAGCGAAUUGUAACUGUUAUGUCGAUUUCAUAAAUCGUUUGGAAUGCAAUGAAGUGUGCUCGGACGUGCAGCUGUGCUUUUCAAUGCAAUAUUUUUCGACGCCUGCAAAACGCAUUUUCACAACGCAAAAUCAACAAAAUGGAAAUAGAGUAAAUUCGUUCUUCUUCUGCUACUGACGGCUUUAACAUAAGUAGAAAAAUAUAAUAUUUUUGUUAAAUAGAAAAUAUUUUUGCACUUCAAGCUUUGAGGGUGAAUAGUAUAGAAAUAGGAAAAUGUAUAAAUAAAAA